Penicillium riverlandense is the source of this 464-nucleotide messenger RNA. RefSeq names its product 40S ribosomal protein uS11. The coding region runs from base 1 to 453 and encodes 150 amino acids. Gene Ontology annotation, biological process: maturation of SSU-rRNA from tricistronic rRNA transcript (SSU-rRNA, 5.8S rRNA, LSU-rRNA); translation; ribosomal small subunit assembly. Gene Ontology annotation, cellular component: cytosolic small ribosomal subunit; ribosome. Lineage: Eukaryota; Fungi; Ascomycota; Eurotiomycetes; Eurotiales; Aspergillaceae. Gene Ontology annotation, molecular function: structural constituent of ribosome; mRNA 5'-UTR binding; small ribosomal subunit rRNA binding. The transcript is spliced from 4 exons. The record is from RefSeq and is a predicted model, not a curated record.
AUGCCUCCCAAGAAAGCCCCCGCUCCCGCCAAGGAGAACGUCUCCCUCGGCCCCCUGGCCGGUGAUGGCAAGCUCGUCUUCGGCGUUGCCCGCAUCUUCGCUUCGUUCAACGACACCUUCGUCCACGUCACCGAUCUGAGUGGUCGCGAAACCAUUGUCCGUGUGACUGGUGGUAUGAAGGUCAAGGCUGACCGUGACGAGUCCUCCCCCUACGCCGCCAUGCUUGCUGCCCAGGACGUCGCCGCCCGCUGCAAGGAGCUGGGCAUCAACGCUCUGCACAUCAAGAUCCGUGCCACCGGUGGUAACGGCACCAAGACCCCCGGCCCCGGUGCCCAGUCUGCCCUCCGCGCUCUGGCCCGUGCCGGUAUGCGCAUCGGCCGCAUCGAGGACGUCACCCCCACCCCCUCCGACUCUACUCGUCGCAAGGGUGGUCGCCGUGGUCGCCGUCUGUAGGCGUGUGCGGG